AUGUCUGUUCUCGUCGUCGCCAAGUUCCCCAGCGUCGCUGCUGUCUUGAUGGCUUUGACUGCUUCGUUCUUCCUUCUGUUGCUCGCUCACUGCAUGUUCUCCUUCAUGCAGCUAUGGUCUUGUCCCUUGACUAGCCCUAGGAAACCAAGAGAAAAUGCGCAUGGUUCCUUUUGGAAUGCUCCUACAUCGUUGCCUUUCACGUUUCGUCUCCCCGAAAAGACACCACAACCUGAGAAUAACAUCGAUGCACUACCGAGACGCUCAGUGUCGCUACCUGUGGUUAGUUGGCAGCCCCGUACUCCAGGACCCCGAUUUCAGCCACCUCCACCAGCGUUGUAUGAAAACCCUAUGCCGCUAUCAAUGGCAAAGCUGAUCAUGUCGCGGCAUACGUUUCGAAAACCGAACCCUAAUCGACCACGGAGAACUUCCGUAACAUCGUCGAAGCGGCCAAUGUCAUCGCCACAAACCCCCUCACGCCUCUAUCACUCAAUAGCAUAG
Pisolithus orientalis is the source of this 498-nucleotide messenger RNA. RefSeq lists its product as uncharacterized. Lineage: Eukaryota; Fungi; Basidiomycota; Agaricomycetes; Boletales; Pisolithaceae. The transcript is spliced from 4 exons. The record is from RefSeq and is a predicted model, not a curated record. Bases 1 to 498 code for a protein of 165 amino acids.